UUUUCUAAAAAACCCCUUUUUAAUUUUUAGUUUCUAUGGAUUGCAAAUUUGUCAAAUGAAGAUAUUUUGGAACUUGAUUUGAAUAUUAAGAUGAUGGCGUUAUACUGUUAUGGACAGCAUAGGGGAGAAAAGUAUUACACUUAAAAAAGUCCCAGAGCGAGAGGCCUUCAAACUGGAAGUGCCGGUCGUGAAGAUUAAUUUAAUUUGACCAACCUUUCUAGCUUCUAAACGCUCUUUUUUCUUGCACAUCCCACGAUGUGAUGAAAUGGGCUUGGAAAUUGGCUUCAGAUGACUUUUGACUUUUCAAAGGCGGCGUUGGUUUUAUGCAUUUCCAAUGCUUUUUUAUUUCCUUGAAUCAGAUAUUGUUGGCCUCAUUUCUCUAAUUCUCCAAUUCUCUCCCGCCCCGAAGCUUUAUGAAGCUCAAAGCACAACUUCCCUUCAUUGGCCUCUUGGCCCUUGCUUUCUUUAUGUUCCCUAAUCCUUGCAUCGCUAGAGGCAGAAACAAGGACUGCGGUUCUUCAAAGUGUGGAAACCUUAGCAUCAGUUACCCAUUUCGAUUGAAAACACAGCCUCUCGAUUGUGGUGAUCCUAGGCUUGAAUUGGAAUGCGAGAAUGAUAGUAACCAAACGACUUUGGUCAUCAACCAAGCGAAAUUCUAUGUCAAAGAGAUCUUAUAUUCUGAUUAUGCAAUACGAGUUUUUGACGCAAGCUUGGCUAGAGAUAACUGCUCCCUUCCUCUCAGUUUGUUUCCUUUGAUUUAUUCUUCAUGUUCGGCAAUACCUUAUAUGCUUGAUCCAUUUCGUUAUCGAGUCAUGUAUAUUGUAAAUUGCACAACACCCAUGGAAUCUUGGUUUUACGUUGAAGCAUCUCGUUGCAUCAACAGUUCUUCCAAUCCAAGAACUUACUUGUAUUUUUUAUAUGAAAGGACACCGCCAAGAGAUUUCAGUCAAUUUUGCACAGUCGUAGCCUAUGUUCCAAGCAUGCUUGGGAAUAUCUCGGGAAUGUCUGCUUUAGAUAUCUACGAAAAGCUAUUAAUGGGGUUUGAAGUGUCAUGGAAAUACUACAAUAUGAGCUGCGGCGAUGACAAAUUUUCCUUCCUACAUGUAUUGUCCUCGUUGCGGUAUGGCUUGGAAAUCUAUUUGGAAAGCUUUAUACACUACCUUUUUAAAGGCCCUCAUCUGACCUCUGACACCGUAAACACACCUAAAAAAACAUACAUUAUGAGUCUUCAAAUAACAGGAGGAAUUAUCCUACCAAGAACAUUGUUGGGGAUAUCUUGCUUGAUUGCAUUGGUUAUGUAUAAAUGGCGAAGGAGACAUUUGUCUGCGGAUAAUAUAAUUGAAGAAUUCCUUCGAAGUCAAAAUAAUUUAAUGCCCAUAAGGUAUUCUUAUCAUGAAAUAAAAAAAAUGACUAAAGGUUUCCAAGAUAAAUUAGGUGAAGGAGGUUAUGGUUCGGUGUUUAAGGGAAAGCUUCGGAGCAACCAACUUGUAGCAGUAAAAGUAUUGGGCAAGUCAAAAGCUAAUGGACAAGAUUUCAUUAGUGAAGUCGCUACAAUUGGGAGGAUUCAUCAUGUUAAUGUGGCAAAACUUGUUGGAUAUUGUGUGGAGGGAUCAAAACAAGCUCUUGUUUAUGACUUCAUGCCAAAUGGAUCUCUUGAUAGAAUCAUAUUUACAGGAGAAGAUAGGAUUACAUUAAGUUGGCAAAAAAUUUAUGAUAUUGCGUUAGGAGUGGCUCGAGGGAUUGAAUAUUUACAUCAAGGCUGUGACUCGCAAAUUCUACAUUUUGAUAUCAAACCACAUAAUAUUCUUCUAGAUAAGAAUUUUAUACCAAAAAUUUCAGAUUUCGGUCUUGCAAAAUUAUAUUCAUUGGAUGACAGCAAUGUAUCUCUUACAGCAGCACGAGGUACAUUGGGAUAUAUCGCUCCUGAAUUGGUGUAUAAAAAUAUUGGAGGCAUCUCAUAUAAAGCUGAUGUGUAUAGUUUUGGGAUGUUAUUAAUGGAAAUGGUGGGAAGGAGAAAGAAUUUAAAUGAAUUUGUUGAACGCACAAGUCAGAUGUACUUCCCAUCAUGGAUUUAUGAUCGAUUUCAUCAAGGAAAGGAUAUGGAGUUGGGAGAUGUGAGACUUACAGAUACUGAAAAUAUAAUUGUGAGAAAGAUGAUAAUCACAGCAUUUUGGUGUAUACAAAUGAAGCCUGUGGAUCGUCCUUCGAUGAGCAAAGUAUUAGAGAUGCUCGAAACUGAUGUUGAGCUCCUUGAAUUGCCUCCCAAACCUUUCCAACUACUACUUCUUGACUCAUCAGGCAGUGAAGAAGAAUCCAAUUAAUGAGCCAACUACAUCACAUGAUUCUAUGAAUGUAAUAAGCUUAAAUGUAGUUUAAUUGAACUUGGAAAUUGCUGAAUAGUGAACAUGAAAUUAGAACACCUUAUAAUUUUCUUCCACUCGGUCUAUUUGGCUGGGAAAGUAGCAAGGAAAGGAAAACUUUGUGUUUUGUAAUGAAAAAUGUCUCAUCAUUGCUAUUAUUCAAAUUGUGAAAUUGAG
Molecule: messenger RNA, 2537 nt
Organism: Durio zibethinus
Lineage: Eukaryota; Viridiplantae; Streptophyta; Magnoliopsida; Malvales; Malvaceae
Source: RefSeq, a predicted model, not a curated record